UAAGUAUAGAAAAAUCUAUAGCAGAAGAAUAAAAAAAAACUGAGUGUGAACCUUGGUAUUUCUUUUUGUGGUGAAUUAUUAUCUACAUUUAGAUAAGAAAAUUUUCCACACGAAAAGUUAAUUCUGAUUCUUGCUUUUUUCUGGUGGGAAGACAUCUGAAGAAUAUUUUGACUGUAAAUCAUUGAUUGAAGGAAAGUUAGAAUUGAAUGGAUAGAUAAUUAGAUUGAGUAAAAGUCAUGACAUACUGAAUGAUAUGUUUGCAAAGUGUUGUGAUUGUUGAAUAAUGAAAAUAAAAUAAAACUACCUCUCAAAAGGAAUUAGAAUACCAAAAGAAAACAUUAAGAGAACAACUUCAGACCAAAAGUUCAGGAUUGGGAAACAGUCCAUUUAGAAAGAGUGGUAGUUUAUGAAGAUAACUGUUUACGAAAGUUUGCCAAAGUGGAGUCCAAUUACGAAACGUUGAAAUUGCACACGCAAAUCGGUGUCGCCAGCUAUCAUGGCGCGAGGUUAUUUCCGCCGACGAGAUCUGACACACAGGUCACAAAAGGUGUUCCAGUCAUUGACUAUUUUGACUACGUGAACCCGGAUGAUGCAAAGAAUGAAGAAGAAGAAAAAAAAGAAGAAGCAAAUGAUGGUGAGAUGAGUUUAAGUAAGAGCUGGUACGAAGAGGUGGAGGAGUAUGAAGCAGAUCAUGAUGUGGGGGAGGAGCAGAUCGACAGAUCUGCCGAAGAGAAUGAGAUCUACAGGAUACCAAAAAUGGUGGGCAACAGUCAUGCUGGAGGGACUGAUAAUGCCAGGGAAGUUAACACAGUAGGGAAAACUGUAGUGAAAGGAAGGCAUAGGAAAGUGGAAAGAGGGAAAAAAACUGAUGGUAUCUAUGAUAUGGCUGGAAACAAAUGUGUAAAUGGCAUGGAUUCAAUUAAAGAUGUCACUGCAAAUCAAAGUGUUGAAAGAAGAAAAGAAUGUAGAGGGGCUACAGAAACUAAGGAUAACAAGAGUAAUUUAAGGAAUCAAAUAAAUACUACUUUUAAGGAUAAAACAGUAAUAAAGAAGAUGAGAGCUGAGAAAAAUACUGCUGAUUCUACUGGUAACACUAAAGCUGAACUGAGUAAAACUGCUGAAAAGAAUUUGGAUGUUAAAGAGGUUGUAGACAAAACUGCUGCUGAGGGAGGAAAGGUUAUACCAUGUUAUAAAGAGAGUGUCAAUACAAGACAUGUUAAUGAUGGUAUGAAAGACAACACCAAAGAUAGUUCUGAGGCUUCCAAAGACAGCAAUAAGUUGAGCAAAACAGACAUUCCUGAAGAUUCAGAUUUGGGUAAAGGUGAACAGAAAGAUAAAGAGGUUGAGGUAUGGACUUCCAUAGAGGAUAAAGAAGUGUCAGACACUGUUCAGUCACAAAUUGACACCAGGUUGCAUAGUAUGAACAAAUCUGACUACAGAACUGCACUGCAAGUGGACACUAGUUAUACCACUGGCAUCAGUAGUGAUUCAAACUGUAGCCAAUAUAGCAUAAGUUCAUGGGCUAGUGAACAAGACACAAGUAGUAGUCUUGACCCAAGUCCAAAUAUGUGGAACUCGUUUGUUGACUCUGGAGUUAGCUUUGGGACAAGCACUGGAUUGUAUAGCGAUACAAGUGAUGUCAGUGGGGAAGACUGUAGUGCUUAUGAUGGUAGUAAACAUUUACCUCCUGUACAAUUCCAUUCCGAAUAUGAGGGAAAGGGUUUUCAGAUACAUUCACGAUAUCCUCAUCCAAAUAAAUUAUGCUAUACUUCUGCAUAUAAUGCGUAUAACAAUUCUGUAACCAAUAAUAAUUCUGUUUUGAAUGGUGCAAUACAAAAUGAAAAUGGUGCAUUUCAAAGUAUGACUGUAUAUGGCGGUGAUUCCACUGGUAUUUCCAUACUUAACUAUGAAACUAAUCCCGGGGAAUAUUGUGGUCACAUGACUUCAGAUAGGGAUUUUACGUGUGAAUAUUGCGGAUACUGCACAUGUUCAGACUAUGAGCAGUUCUCUCAUGAGAACCUAUUCCCUGGUGAUGUGUUCUAUUACUCGGCCAACUCGAUUGUGGUCUGUGUGAAGCAGACGAGACAAGGAUAUGAGAAGGACUACACACUCCAACAGGUCACCCCAAAGCUGCAGGGCCUGAAUCCGAAUGCGACAGUGUUUAGUCUGCAGAAGUCGUCUACCCCAACGGCCCCCGGACACCUGUCAGACAGACAGCCUGCUGACAAUGAGCAAGGGGACGGCCACAAUGACAGUGGGAUUGGCAUUGGGAACUCAGCAGAAAGUGUGUCAGACUACUCCUUCGCCAACGGGGAUAUGAGCCUUGACAAGUCAGGCAACACAGUCUUCUCCCCUGAUGUUGCUGAAUCGCCCUUCCAAGCAGAGUUCUCUCCAUUCACAGACAAUCAAGCAUUUACAGACAAUGCUAGCCUUGCCAUGAAGCUGGAUGAGCUUGGUCCAGCUCUUGUAGAGGGGCCUGGGGAAGGACCUCUGGUGGAAGGAGUGGGAGACAGCUCUAGUGUCCCCAUGCAGGGUGUACAGUACACUGCAGAGAAUGGUAGUAUAACAGAUGGAGAAGCCCAUGAUGGGGGCAUUCCGGAGGACCAGGUUCGAAUGGUCCUCAAAAACCAGCUCGAGUCACUCUUCUCCAGGGAGAAUCUCUCAAACGACUCCUAUCUACAGUCACAGAUGGAUGCAGACCAAUAUGUUCCCAUAGCAACUGUUGCUAGCCUAGACCAGGUGCAGAAACUCUCUAACGACCUACAACUUAUUGUAGAGAUCUUACGCGGUUCUACGUUUGUCCAGGUAGAUGAUAAAGGGGAGAAGGUUCGCCCUAACCACAACCGCUGUAUUGUCAUACUGAGGGAAAUACCAGAGUCUACACCCAUUGAGGAUGUGCAGAAUCUGUUUUCGGGUGAGAACUGCCCAAGGUUUGUGAGUUGCGAGUUUGCGCACAACAGUAACUGGUAUGUGACGUUUGACUCGGACGCAGAUGCUCAACGGGCCUAUCAGUUCCUGAGAGAGGAGGUGCAGACAUUCCUCGGAAAACCAAUCAUGGCGCGUAUCAAGGCUAAGCCAUUGAUUCGGACGUACCGUCCUCAGAAUGGGUACAUCAACAAGCGGUUCCAGCCCCAGCCAGUGGUGUCACCCCUCCCUACAGAGCAGCAGGUGACAUCCUCUGCCACCAGUCCUCAGUUUACAACCACGCCACCCUUCACUCUCAUGCCAAAUGUUUCACAAUAUCUCAAUGGUCAGCAGGCAAUGCCAUUCUACCCUCCUCCCCCCAAUAUUCUACAGAACUGGCCUAGUCCAACUAUGCUUGACCCGAGUAUGGUGCUGGCGAUGAAUGGUUACCAAGCAACCGGCGUGAAGAUGAAUAACCAAGUGCCCAACAGAAACCUCUAUCACUCAAACACUGUUAGCAACAACAACACGAGCAGCAGUAGCAGCAACAACAACAGGGGUAGCAACAGAAAUCAAAAGUCUUCAAGUGGGAACCAGUCCAUGGGUCGUGAGAGGAUCAACUCGAAUGACUCGCUCCCGCCCCGUCUUCAACACCAACAUGAGCGACAGCAGAAUGCUGCCAACAACAACAGUGCUCACUCGCAUGGUCCACCGCAAGGCCACAUCCACAGUGGCAUGCCCCACAAUCAACACAACCAACACAACCAACCUGGCGGCGGGCAUGGUAACCAUGGCAAUCAUCCAAACCAUGGCAACCACCUGCCACCUCCGCACCCACACCACCACAAAAACCUACACUCGAUCUCAAACCAUGGUCCCCCGUCUUUUGGGGGUCGCAGGGGAGAAGGCGGUCAUCCACAUCAUGGGGGGCCUUCACAUUCGCAUGGUAACCAUAGUAACAGCCAUAUGCACAACGCUGCUGGACCUCAUUCAGGUGGAAUGAUGUCUCAUCACCAACACCACCAGCAGUCCAGUCCCCAUCAUCAGCAGCAGCAACAACAGCAUUUAGACAGCAACAACAACACCAGUAGUAGUGUUGCUGGAGGUCCCAGGAAUGGCCGGCUGCAGUCUGACCUGAGAAAUAAUGAUGGAUAUGCGGGUAAGAGUUAUCGAAGGCGAAAAAGGGAGGAUGAUGGUGCUAGACCAAAUCGGUCAAAUUCCUCCCAGACGUCGACAAAGGAAGGAGGUCCCCCAGCUUUCUCUAGUCGGAGCCUGCCUCCGAACAAGUUUGACUAUGAACCAACCAGUUUCCCGCCCCUGCCUGGGGCUGAGAGCAACACUGCCUCAGAGGAAGUGUUUGAGAGCAAGUUGUCCGAUGUUGUCAAGGGCACUGCCAAAACACAGGUGAAGGAGAUGCCCAAAUCAUCGAGUCCUGUUUUGCCCAGUGGCCCCAAUACUGCCCUAACGUCUUCAACCAACACAAAACCAGUUAACGCUUCUAAGGAAAGCAGUUUUACACAGUCUGUCGCCAGUUUGCAAAGUGCUCCUUCGCAGUCUGCAAUUUCAGUAGCAUCAUCAGCAGCGGUGACAAUGUCAUCAAGGGUAACAGCUACAACUGAUCCUUCAGUUGCUCAACCAGCAUCUGUCUCACAAACCAGGUCAUCUAAGUCAAUACCUCCCGUACAGUCAGUGGCAGAGUGCAAAACCAGUCAGGAAAGACCUCUCUCUCACUCUAACUCUAUUGAUAAGGACAUGUCCAGCAACUCUGUCAAACUCUCCUAUGCUCAAAUGGUGCAAAAAGCAAAAGCCGCUGAAGUCUCUGCAAACUCACUUGCUGACGAUGACUCUGAAGCCGAGGAUACGGUGGAAUCGUCGUCACUUCCUGCGUCGAGCCGGGCGCUUAAAGAGCAGGGUCAAACUCCAGUUCAGGCUAACACCCUUGUGAAAAACAGUCAAAGUUCAGGCAAGGAGUUUGCAAGAAAAGACUCAAAUGGGUGUGACCCAGAUUCUAGGCGUGAUCAUGACUUAAAGAAAGAGAAUUAUCACCAAGACGACCCCAAGGAACAGAGAGCUAAUCGGAGAUUGAAAGAAAAUCGGGAACGUAGAUAUGAGAAUCGAGAUAGUGGGCGUCGCUUUGACAGAAGGGAUGCUCCACCCCCUCGAGAGAGAGAUGGGCUCAAGACUGCUAUUGCUAAGUGAUCGGCAGUGGUUGGAGCUAUUGUCUACUUUCUCGAAUGAUUGACAAGUGGUCAUUGAUCGUUUGAAAGUUAUCUGAAAUAUGGACUGUUGUGGAUUAUCAAUUUGCUGCAAAAAUAAGCCGCAUAGGUGAUAUUGUUGGCUGUUAAGACUCAAUGCAUUUCUUUUGUUGGUAUUGGCUUAUUUGAAUGAGAUGGAUUUGUGAGGUAGAUUUGGAUGUUGUGGAAUGCUGUAUGAUAUCAGAUAUGAAGUUAACACAGUCAUGGGAAUAAUGAGGAAAUGUACAGUUGGUGUCAUUAUUGAGGUGUUGGUUCUUUGUGCAAACAUUUUCUUUAAUCUUUUAAGAUUGGAAGGCUGUUUUGUUUGCAAUUAAAUUGCAUUUUAUUCUAUUUUCUUACUAUCAGUGUUAAUAUUGUAAACAGAUGACUUUUACUGAAUAUUUUUUUCUUUUCUUUUCUUGGUGUUGUUUAAAACUUAUAUUAUAUCAAAAUAUUUUCUCCAGUGCUUUUGGUAAUGUUGAUCAGUAUUGGCUGCCAUUUAUUGUUGAAUGUUAUGUAUUGUUAAAUCUUGUGAUGAUAAAAUGGCCUUUUACACAGAAAGAGAUAUCCCAUUACUUCUCCGGCUAGAAUGUUGAUUAGCAGACAUCUCUUGCCAAUUCCAUUUUAAAACAGAUAUGUUUCAAUUAUUUGUGGAUUUUUAAAGUACAAAAUACACUUGUUUAGUUGCUUUAAAUUAAGAUGAUGUAAGAUUUUAGCAAGUUCUGUCAUUUACAUCAGAAGAUGUGGAGCUCUUUGAGUUGUUAAUUCGAGUUGUUGCACAGAUAUGCCAUAAUGGUCUCUAGUAUUCAAGAAAGUCACGCAGAAGUUAUGGCUCACAGAUUGGGGGAAAAAUGUGUAAUAAAAACCCACUUUGUAACAUCAUGUGAAUAAAAUGAAAACUUGGAUUUACAAUCAAAAUCCUGGCAAGAAAAUUUGAAAUCCAUAAACCUAACAUAUUUUCAUUUUGAUAUGUUGGUUAAGAUGGUAGCUUUGGAGAAAUAUGAAAAACCUAUUUAUUAUUUAAUUUUAAAAGAUUAAAAAACUGGCUACAUUAUUUUCUAGUGUUUUUCAAAAGAUCCUUCUAUAUACGUAAUUUUUUGUCCAACUUGUGAGUCAAUUUCUUUAAUAUUAUUCUUGCCUUGGUAAAUAUCAAUAAUCAAUGACUGAUAUUUAUAAAUGCUGAAUGAAGAUGUAUACUGUGAUGUUUCAUUAAUGUAUAUGUUCAUGUGUCGGAAUUAUUUUUUUCUCCUACUUUAUUUUGACUAUUCAAGAAUACUUUCAUUAUCUUGCUCAUUUUUAUUAUGUUAAAACCAUAAGCAUUGUUCUAAGUAUCUUUUUCUAUACAAGCACUUCAUCUUGUUAGUUUUUUUUUUUUUCAUUCUUAAUGGCACAUAUGCAACUGUUAUUCAAUCACAUGUUAGUUCAAACACUAGGUAUAAAAGUUUGGCAAAACCUCUGAGAUACUUUCUACUUGGUCAUUUGGUGUGAGUGACUAUUUCAAAUUCUGCAAUUUUCAAUGCACAAAGUCUUUCAAUAGUAAUGCAGUUCGAAAUAUGGUUUAAAACUGAAGUGAUAAUAUUUUGUGAAUUGAUGUCACAUUACCUUGGUACAAGAAAUGAGAGCUGGUUUUCCCUCGAUAGAUGUUGGCAGUUUUUGAUAUCGUUCAAGGGUCGAGCAUGGUUUUUCCUAGAGCGAUGUUGGAAAUUUUUGAUAUCGUUAAUGGUUUGAUAAUGGUUUUCCCUCGAGCGAUGUUGACAGCUUUUGAUACCGGUUUAUGGGUUGAGCAUGGUUUUCUUUGUUCUGAUGUUGGCAGCUUUUGAUAUUGGUUCAACAGAUCUAGACUGGUUUUCCCUCAACCAACAUUGGCAGCUAUUGAUAUCGGUUCAAGAGUCUAGGCUGGUUUUCCCUCUACCGACAUUGACAGCUUUUGAUAUCGGUUCAAGAGUCUCGGCUGGUUUUCACUCUACCGAUAUUGGCAGCUAUUGAUAUCGGUUCAAGAGUCCAGGCUGGUUUUCCCUCAACCGACAUUGGCAGCUAUUGAUAUCGGUUCAAGAGUCUAGGCUGGUUUUCCCUCUACCGACAUUGACAGCUUUUGAUAUCGGUUUAAAGGAUCUAAAGUUGGUUUGUCCUCUAUAGAUGUUGGCAGCUUUUUGAUAUUCAUAUCAAUUAGUUCGGUGUGCGUUUCUGAUAUCUAGUUAUCUAGUAGAGCACUAGAACCAUUAUUAUGCCAUACUCUACAUGACAUGGUGUAGUUCAAACAUAAUAAAUGUGAUCAUCAUUCAAUCAUAACAUUAAACUGAUUUACAUUUAUGUUUGACAUGCUAUAAUUAUUGAAGAGAUUGUGUCCAUAUAAAAAAAUGAACAUAGUACCAAAAACAAAAUAUAUAUCCAGAACUCAUAGGUGCAGGUUAUCCCAUAUUGAGCACAUACCAUGUGAUUCACGCAAGCAGUUUUACUAUAUACUUAAUGUUUCUUCAACCCUGCAUAAAGAGUUUGAUGUUUCUGGAAAUACAAUUUCUUUCUGACUACACAAUAUCACAAGAACAGGGUUUAAAUAUUGCAUGCUGUAAAUGGGUGGAGUUAAUUAAUUGGUUGGGAUGUUUGUCCUGCUUGGCAAUGUAGAACUCCAGUAGACACACAAUGAUUGGGAAUUGUUGAUGUGGUAUAUUAUCAUCUUGAUAAACAUAAGGUCUGCCAGUCUGAGAUAGGCUUAGUAUCAAUCACACAAAUGACUGGGUUUUGUUACAUGGGUAAUAGACUUUAACUUUAUAAACCAUUGGUUAUCAAUCUUGCUUUUGAAUUUAAAAUAUACAUACUAUUGAUGAUAAAACAAAAAGUGCCAGAUUUUGUUUGUGAAUGAAUGUGGUGUCUAAUUAAUUAAACUAAUAUUCACUUUCUUGCUAUAAUGGUUUCUGUUAAUUGUUCAUACUCAAAGUGAUCGUAAGAAUGUUGAAUAUUUUGCUAUGUGUAUAUUUAGAAAGUUGUAGAUUUUGUUCGUGAAUUUUUCAAUCAAUUUUCUGUUAUGGACUGUUCAUGUAUAAAAUCUUUACCAAUGUAUUAAUGUUUCACUUGUUUGCACUUUUGUUAGUGUGUGAGUGUGGUGUUAGUCAUACAAACUUUAUAUGUAUUUUUGCUUCAUUGUCUGUUCAGUUUUUCCUAUAAUGAAUACACCCUUUAAUCAUGUGAAUUACUGUCCACUAUGGGACACAUAUUUUAAUAUUAUUUGUUUAUAUAAAUUGAUCACAUUAUUUUUUCAAAGAAGAUAUUUUGGAAAUCAGAUAAGUACAUGUUAUCUGUAAAAGAAAGUGUAUUGUAUUUCUUUUAUGCCAUCUAAGAACAUUAAAAAUUAAAAUGUCACAUUAAAGAUAUUGAUUUACGAAGUUGAUUGUUAUUACGAUUUGAAUGAUUCAAGUAUUCAGCCAUGAAUAUAGGUUGUGAUUGGUUUAGAUUGAAAACCUGGGCUGAAAGUUUCCCCCUGGCCGAGUUUCCCCCUCACCGACACCUAAAUAAUGGCUCUUUAAUGGCAACUAUACUGUGUCUCUGACAGAACAGCAGUAUUGAAUGAUGGAGUGUGAGACAGAAAACCUCACUAGGCAACUAUACUGUGUCUCUGACCAAACAGCAGUAUUGAAUGAUGGAGUGUGAGACAGAAAACCUCACUAGGCAACUAUACUGUGUCUCUGACAGAACAGCAGUAUUGAAUGAUGGAGUGUGAGACAGAAAACCUCACUAGGCAACUAUACUGUGUCUCUGACCAAACAGCAGUAUUGAAUGAUGGAGUGUGAGACAGAAAACCUCACUAGGCAACUAUACUGUGUCUCUGACCAAACAGCAGUAUUGAAUGAUGGAGUGUGAGACAGAAAACCUCACUAGGCAACUACAUGCUGAGAUCAUGAUGUAAUAGUCUUUACGAUGCAGUUUGAAAAGUACAUUGUGUCAAAUACACAUCAAACAAGUACCAAAAGUAUAUAUGUAUUUAUCAAAUACUAAAUUAAUAUUCACAAUUACUGUCAACAACUUCAUUUUUUGGAUUUCUUUAGGAAUAAGAGAAAUUACAUUGACAUUUUCAAGGUUACCAGAACAAUAUAUGUGUUCAUGUUGACAUUGUCAAGGUUACCAGAACAAUAUAUAUAUGUUCAUGUUGACAUUGUCAAGGUUACCAGAACAAUACAUAUGUGUUCAGGUUGACAUUGUCAAGGUUACCAGAACAAUACAUAUGUGUUCAUGUUGACAUUGUCAAGGUUACCAGAACAACAAAUACACAUUUAUGUUGACAUUGUUUAUGGUACCAGAACAAUAGUUUGAGCAUUACAGUUUACUUUUACCAUUAGUUUCAUAAAAUUGUAUUUGGAUGGGUUGGUCAUGAUGUAGUUCAGUAUAAAAAUUGGACAUUCAUGUAUAAAAAUUGGACAUACAUGUAAAAAAAAAUUGGACAUACAUGUAUAAAAAUUGGACAUACAUGUAAAAAAAAAUGGACAUACAUGUAUAAAAAUUGGACAUACAUGUAAAAAAAUUGGACAUACAUGUAUAAAAAUUGGACAUACAUGUAAAAAGUUGCGGUUUUCAUACAAGAUAAGUUUCAGUCACUCUCAUGUGUUCUCAAUAUAAUCACUAUCAGUAUUUAUAAUAAAGGCUUUUGAUAUAUGAAUGAAAUAAAGCAGAAUCUAAAAGUGUUUUAAAUGAAAUGGUUUUUUGUAGAAUCAUGUACAUGUAAUAAAACCCCAAAUCAUACUAUGAAGACAGAAAACAGCGGUAAAGGUAAACUAACUGGUAACAAAUAGUUGAUCAAACUGACUUAAUAAAAGGAAGCGUUUUAUUGAAUCCUUUUUUGUUCUCUACAAAGUGAAACUCAUAAAAUUGAAACUAGAAUGCCACAUGAUUAAGAAGUGAUUAUCCAAAAUUAUUUGAUUCAAGAGGGUUAAGCAUAGAUUAAAGGGAUAUAAUAUUUUUAGCUCGACUCGGAUAAGGAGAGCUUUACUACUCACCCAAAGGUCGCGUCACACCUUGGUUAAGGUUUUCCAUGUAAGCACCUUUAGGUUAUUAUCUCAGCAAAUGCAUCAUGUAUUGCAUUGAAACUUAAGAUAUGUAUUCCCAACUAUUCAACCUACUUCAUUAAUUAAGAUAACACUCAAAUGAAUAUAAUUGAAUAUAAUGCAAAUUAUGGGCCUUUAUUAUUUGACUUAGAAAUUCUGGUAAAGGUUUUGCAUGUAAGCACAAAUAGGUUAAUAUCUCACCAACUACUUGAUGUAUUGCAUUGAGACUUUAUACAAUGGUACUCAACCAUCCUACCUUCUUAAAUAAUUAAGUAAGAUAACUCUGUUUAGCAUUAAGUGCAAAUAAUGGUCCUAUAUUAUUUGACUUUAAAUUUCUGGUUAAGUUUACCACAUUAAAGUCAAUAUCUCAAUUAAUACACCAUGUGUUGCAUUGAAACUUUAGACAAGUGUUCCCAACUAUCCAACUUACUUAAUAAACAAGUUAGAUAACUCUGUCUUGAAUAUAAUGCAAAUAAUUGCCCUUUGUUAUUCAACAUAGAAAUUCUGAUCAAGGUUUUGCAUGUAAGCACACAUAGGUUAAUAUCUCAGCAACUACUUGAUGUAUUGCAUUGAGACCACCCAACCUUCUUGAAAAACCAAGAUAAAUAACUGUUUUGCAAAUGAUGGCCCUUAAUUAUUCGACUUAGAAAUUCUGGUUAAGGUUUUGCAUGUAACCACACUUGAUUCAAUAUCUCAGCAAAUAAAUCAUGUAUUGCAUUGGAACUUUAUACAUGUGCUCCCAACCAUUCAACUGUCUUAAUUAAUCAAGCAAGAUAACUCUAUCUUGCAUAUAAUAUAAAUUUUGCCCCUUUAUUAUUCGACUUAGCAAUUAUAGUUAAGGUUUUGCAUGUAAGCACGUGUAAGUCAAUAACUCAGCAUUUACUUGAUGUAUUGUAUUGAAACUUUAAACAAUCAAGUAUGAUCACUCUUGCAUAUAAUACAAAUUUUUCCCUUCAUUAUUUGACUUAGAAGUUCUGAAUAAGGUUUUGCAAUUAAUCUUAUUUUACAUUGAUCCAUGCAUGUUUCACUAAAACUUUGUAAUACCUAUCUUAAAAGCAGCCAAAUAGUCGAGCGCGCUGUCUCUUUGCCAGCUCUUGUUCAUUUGCUAGGUUUGCUUUGUACUAAGUGCAAUAAUUUAUUAAAAUGUGCUUUAUAAAAUUGCUCGAUCAUAAUAUGGAGUAAGAGUUUUAUUUCUAAUCAUUGUCUUGUGGAUGAUAUAUUUCUGUAAUGCUUAUUAACAUUGACAUGUGUUAACAUUAGUAUUAACAUAUGUACUGCUUACUGACAUUGACAUGUGUUAAAAUUAUUAUUAACAUAUGAAAAAAAGACGCAAAAACAAAUAUGGAAAAAUAUAAACUAUCUGGACAUGGCAUUUCUGUAUGACUGUGUGAGUGCUUUUGUUUUAUAUAAUCUGUGUUACAUGAAUCAUUGUUUAUAAUGUGGAAAUGGGUAUGUCGUACUUUAAAUGUUCAUACUAUUUAUGAAAAUUUAUGUUCUCUUUUCAUUAAAAAGUUGCCAUUUCCUUACAGUGCAGUGAUUGACACUGAUAAUUAUAUGUUUGUAAGAGAAAAUAUGUUUCUAAGAGAAAGUGAUCCUUUGAUCUCGAUAGUUUGCUUACAUGACCUGAUAUUUGCUAAAAAUUAAGAAAGAGGUACUUUAUGUUAUGAUGGCAAUGGCAUUUAAAAAAAACCCAGCAAUUCAGCAGAAAACAAUCAUUUUGACACCAGGUAUUUGAAAGCAUAUUUAUGGGUUUGACAGACUUCAUAUUUUAUAUAUACAUGUACCAAUUCAUAUGCUUACAUACAUUUAAACCUUAAUUUUCUCUCUGAUAUUCAGAAUGUUAAAAAAAAUCAAACUUUUUGGAAGUUGUAAAGGAAACGGUUUAUUUAUCUCGACUUUAUUGUCAUAAUUGUUAUAUACUUAUUUUAUGAAGGAACUUGUCCGAGAUUGUAUUCAAUAUAAAUGAUUUACUAUUCUGUUUGCCUUUACACUUAAUUAUAUCAGAUGCUACUGUUUGCCAUUAAGUUAUAUUUAAUUGUUAGCGUUUUGUUUUGAGAGUGGGUAAUCUACUACCAUUUUCCAGUGCAUUUAGUAACCUGUAUGUUGAACUAUGUUUGGAGGGAUUCAAUACCAGUCUUGAGAAUAACAUACUAUGUUUGGAGGGAUUCAAUACCAGUCUUGAGACUAGCAUACUAUGUUUGGAGGGAUUCAAUACCAGUCUUGAGACUAGCAUACUAUGUUUGGAGGGAUUCAAUACCAGUCUUGAGACUAGCAUACUAUGUUUGGAGGGAUUCAAUACCAGUCUUGAGACUAGUAUACUAUGUUUGGAGGGAUUCAAUACCAGUCUUGAGACUAGUAUACUAUGUUUGGAGGGAUUCAAUACCAGUCUUGAGACUAGUAUACUAUGUUUGGAGGGAUUCAAUACCAGUCUUGAGGCUAGUAUACUAUGUUUGGAGGGAUUCAAUACCAGUCUUGAGGCUAGUAUACUAUGUUUGGAGGGAUUCAAUACCAGUCUUGAGGCUAGUAUACUAUGUUUGGAGGGAUUCAAUACCAGUCUUGAGGCUAACAUACUAUGUUUGGAGGGAAUCAAUACCAGUCUUGAGACUAGUAUACUAUGUUUGGAGGGAAUCAAUACCAGUCUUGAGACUAGUAUACUAUGUUUGGAGGGAAUCAAUACCAGUCUUGAGACUAGUAUACUAUGUUUGGAGGGAAUCAAUACCAGUCUUGAGACUAGUAUACUAUGUUUGGAGGGAUUCAAUACCAGUCUUGAGGCUAACAUACUAUGUUUGGAGGGAUUCAAUACCAGUCUUGAGGCUAACAUACUAUGUUUGGAGGGAAUCAAUACCAGUCUUGAGGCUAACAUACUAUGUUUGGAGGGAUUCAAUACCAGUCUUGAGGCUAACAUACUAUGUUUGGAGGGAUUCAAUACCAGUCUUGAGGCUAACAUACUAUGUUUGGAGGGAAUCAAUACCAGUCUUGAGGCUAACAUACUUUGUUUGGAGGGAAUCAAUACCAGUCUUGAGGCUAACAUACUAUGUUUGGAGGGAUUCAAUACCAGUCUUGAGGCUAACAUACUAUGUUUGGAGGGAUUCAAUACCAGUCUUGAGGCUAACAUACUUUGUUUGGAGGGAUUCAAUACCAGUCUUGAGGCUAACAUACUAUGUUUGGAGGGAUUCAAUACCAGUCUUGAGGCUAACAUACUUUGUUUGGAGGGAUUCAAUACCAGUCUUGAGGCUAACAUACUAUAUUUGGAAGGAUUAUUCAAUACCAGUCUUGAAACUAACAUUUUUUUUCUGAGAUGCCUCUUUUUUCUAAUUUCUGUUACAAUUUCAAAUAUUUAAAUAUUUCUAAUUCUGUUUUUAAGCAUGACUUAAACUGAUAUUAUAGUAUUUUUUUAAUAAUUGGCUUGAACAUUUUAACAACUCAUAAUUCUGAAAAUACUAUGGAUAUUACUGAUAUAAGACAAUAGUUGUACAGUAGUGGUAUUUGUUGAUUGUCUGUUCAAUGUAGAAUAUAGACUUAACAGUUAAGGCACCUUUCCUUUGUUAAGCAGUUGAAAUUUAGUUUCACUUAUUGUUGUUUCGAAUUAUUCUUUUAUUUUUGUUUAAUUGUAUAUACUGUAUGUGUUUAUAGACAGCAGACCAGAGAGGCUGAAAAAAAAUUCAUAAUGUUUUUGGGGAAACUGGGUGUAAUUUAUCAUUAAAACUGGCUAAACUAGGAUACUAAUAAUAUAAGAACAUUUAGGUCAAUAUAAAAUGAUGUUUUUUGUGCAGAUAUUACAAAAAAAGAAAAACAACAGAUGUUGUUUGCUUUUGAUAUUUUCCAUAAACAGCCUUGAACAGCCAGAAUUAUUCAGUAAUUAGAACGAAUAUUAUUAUUUUUUAAAUCAAGCUGUAUUAACGAUAUUGCAUUCAGUUUAUUGUGACAGGAUAAAUCAUUGUUUAACUGGUUGUUUUUACAAUUCUUUGUUUAGGGGUUCUACAGUUCAGGAUUAACUUCAGACUAUUGUACAAUUGUAAAUUUGUUGUACAAUUGUAAAUUUGUUUUUGGAUUGGACAAUUGCAUCAAAAACAGGAAGUAACUUGAAAUGAAUAUGCAUGUAAAUGACUAUGGAAGCAAUUUCAAAAGGGUUUUAAGCCCCUUUACGCUUUUGACAUGAAUCCCUCAUACAUGAAAAUACCCCCUGCUAUUUUCCAAGAUGUUGUUAGAACCCCUUUUUGUUCUAUUAUAAUAAGAAACUUUCAUUGCCAUGGUGUCAAGUUGUUGUUCUUUCUUCUUACUAGAGAUAAUUUAUUAUAAUUAUGUGACUGAUUAUGACAAUAAAAUCCCAUCUUCAUU
This is a messenger RNA of Mya arenaria, 14509 nucleotides long. RefSeq names its product la-related protein 4B-like. Gene Ontology annotation, cellular component: cytosol; cytoplasmic stress granule. The coding region runs from base 640 to 5103 and encodes 1487 amino acids. The transcript has 18 exons. Lineage: Eukaryota; Metazoa; Mollusca; Bivalvia; Myida; Myidae. Gene Ontology annotation, molecular function: mRNA 3'-UTR binding. The record is from RefSeq and is a predicted model, not a curated record. Gene Ontology annotation, biological process: positive regulation of translation.